Molecule: messenger RNA, 906 nt
Organism: Penicillium malachiteum
Lineage: Eukaryota; Fungi; Ascomycota; Eurotiomycetes; Eurotiales; Aspergillaceae
Exons: 2
Coding region: 1-906 (301 amino acids)
Source: RefSeq, a predicted model, not a curated record
AUGGAAUCACCAGAAUUAUAUACUAGUCGUACAACGACUAAGACUGUCGUCCGGCAGUUUAUACAGACCGAGCAUAGUUCCACGACAGAGCUCCGCCCAGCCAGAGGAACGCCAUGGCAAGACCGCCUGGCGGAGCUGGCACGCCUAGCGUCCGCAUCCUUUGGUGCUGAUAGUAGGGAUAGCGAUGCGGGUCCAUUAAUUCAUCAGCACCUCGAUGCAAUCGAGUCUAUCUUGCGCGAUCCGCGGCCGCAGCUUACAGAUGAAAAGACAACACGUAAGGGCAGACGGCAGAGCUUUCGCACGAAGUCUUUACUUGGUGAGCCUGAUGCGUCCGAUCUUGAGGAACCGGAUUGGCUAGCGAAGACUCGCUAUGAUGAGCGUCGUUGUCAGCAAAUGUCAUCGGAGUUGACGACGCUCCUGGGGGAGGUGACUACAUUGAAUCUGGAGCUGCAGCAACGACGGAAGGAAUCGGUGCAAAUCCGUGAGCUCUAUGAAGACAAAUGUCGAGGAUUGACAAGAACAGUGGCUGAGUUGGAGGAUGAAGUAUCCGAAUUGCACUCUGACUUGAAACAAGAUGCAGUUGAGGUGGAAGGAAUGCAAGGCACAGUUCAUGGGCUCCGGAAUUGGAUUGAAGGUAUGCGAGAGGGUCAGAGAGAAGCCCGAGCCACGAGAGAUAUUGCACGAAAAAAUAUGCGACGAUGGGGUGGUCGAAAGCCACCUUUUGAAAUGAGUGAAACUGAUGGGGAGAUGGUAUUGGAUGGUCUGAGCGCUUGGAUGCGUGGAUGGAAAGACGUUGAAGAUGAAUUCCAGGUCCGAGCGCGGGGGCGGAGGACUCGGAGAGAACAGAGACAACAGUUGCGAAGACACGAUCUCGGGAUGAACACUACCCCCGAUAAUCUGUCGUGA